Messenger RNA from Brugia malayi, 1209 nucleotides. RefSeq lists its product as uncharacterized. Lineage: Eukaryota; Metazoa; Nematoda; Chromadorea; Rhabditida; Onchocercidae. The record is from RefSeq and is a predicted model, not a curated record. The coding region runs from base 1 to 1209 and encodes 402 amino acids. Gene Ontology annotation, molecular function: protein binding. The transcript has 9 exons.
AUGAGCGGAUGCAUAAAAUCUUUGCAUGAGAUUCUAAAUGAUGUCCCGAAUAAUGGUUGGAAAACGAUAUCUCAGCAUGUACUCUCAAACAUUACCUAUAUUUUUCGUUGGAUUAUACCAAUUGUUCGACCUGCUGGUGCCUCAUUUUUUCAACAAGCACAUUUUUACACGACAUAUGAAGCAUUUGCUUAUGAAUGGACAAUUAACUUCAUAGGGUCACCACACUGGCCUGAAAGGAAAACAGUCUGGCGCUUAUUUCUUGAUCACUGCAAAGUAUUUACUCAACCGACUCCAUUCGCAAUAGUAUUUAAGUUACAAUUGAUGAGAGGUGAAGAAUGCUCACCACAAAUUACAUCACUACCGGAUGCACAUCAUUCAACAUUUUCUUCCAACAGAAAUUAUCGUCUUUUUGAGGGAAAUCCAUUACUCGCUUCACUGACAGAAGCCUUCGGUAUUCAUUCACGAUGGCAAGGUGGCCGGGCAAUGCUUACGGUUGAAAUGAAUUUUGCGGCUAGCGAUUUUCAAAUACAAAUGAAUAAAGCUUUACCAAUACAAUCGUUCCUCAGAGACGGCGAUUUUCGCAAAAAGCUUAAAGAUAUUCAUCAAAACAUUGAGCCUGAUUUCACAUUCAAAACGUUGGAUGGCGAUAUUCUGUCAUAUAAAAGUUUGUUGUACAUAUCUUCGCCAUAUUUUCGUGAUUUAUUAAGCUCUGAUAAUAUUACAUUGAAUCAAAUCUCUCUGAAUUAUAAUCGUAAAGCCGUUUUACAGACUUUAUCUUACAUGAUCUUUGGUGCAUUUGAAUCAUCCGAAAUAGUGGAUCCACAGUUAAUACAACAAAUGCUAAAAUGUGCCAGACAAUUUCAACUGAAAAUAACACAAUUUGACGAUGAUAUUGGACGUGUACUAGUAUUUCAACUUUCCAAUAAUUUGGAUAAUUUGGAUGAAAUAAUCAAAAUAUUAUCAUUAACACAUCGGCAACAAUCAUAUUUUCAAGUGAAACGAAUGUGCAUUGCAAUGAUUGUUGAGAAGCAUUAUCGAAGAUUUGUCCAAGAAUACAAUAGCAAUGCAACUGGUGAGAAACUGAGUGCAUUUGACCUUUUAUCAACAGCAGUAGUACCCAGUUUAUCACCAAUUAAUCUCAUACAUACCAUACGCCAUGGUGGUACGGCAUGCCAACGAAUAUUGCACUAUAAGAAAUUUGACUGUUAA